Messenger RNA from Pundamilia nyererei, 1613 nucleotides. It is a transcript of the gene fgf16, whose product is annotated as fibroblast growth factor 16. NCBI's taxonomy places the organism in Eukaryota, Metazoa, Chordata, Actinopteri, Cichliformes, Cichlidae. The coding region runs from base 375 to 998 and encodes 207 amino acids. The record is from RefSeq and is a predicted model, not a curated record. Gene Ontology annotation, molecular function: growth factor activity. The transcript is spliced from 3 exons.
ACCAUCACAAGUAGAGAGAAAGAAGAAAAAAAAAAGUUGGACUGAAAGUGCACAUUAAGUAAAGCAAACUGAUGCGCGUAAGAAGGGAUGCCAGCCAGGCGUGGCUUGUGUCUGAAUAUCCAAUGUGAGAAUGCGUGGGGAGCAUGUAUAUAAUAGAGUCUUUCUAUUUGAUAAACACAGAUAUCAAACUCAUGAUUGCAGCAAAGCACCAUCAAUAAACUGAGAGGACUGCGCUGAUUUGGAGGAGCAACGGCGCGCUGCGUGGUACGCUUUUUGGCGUGCAUGGACCGGACUUCUGUGAACUUUUCUCUCCUUCCUGAAUUUACCGAUUACAUCCCAAAAUACCGUCGUUUAAUUUGACAGCUGUGCACACAAUGGCAGAGGUCGUGAGUGUUCUGGGGACGCUCGGCUUGGAUUUACAAAGCACUCUCUCUUCGGUGGGGACUAUGCCCGUAACAGAGUCCCCCAUAGGGCUGAAUGAGCGACUGGGGCAGAUUGAAGGCAGAGUGCAGCGCGGGUCGCCCACAGAUUUCGGCCACCUCAAAGGGAUCUUGAGGCGGCGGCAGCUCUACUGCAGGACCGGCUUCCAGCUAGAGAUAUUCCCCAAUGGCACAGUGCACGGGACAAGACAGGACCACAGCAGGUUUGGUAUCCUGGAGUUCAUAAGUAUAGCAGUAGGUCUGGUGAGCAUCAGAGGGGUGGACGCUGGACUCUACCUCGGCAUGAAUGAGAAAGGAGAGCUCUAUGGGUCGAAGAAGCUGACAAAAGAAUGUGUAUUCAGGGAGCAGUUUGAGGAGAACUGGUACAACACCUAUGCUUCAACUCGGUACAGGCACACGGACACGGGGCGCUUCUACUAUGUGGCUUUAAACAAAGAUGGUUCGCCCAGGGAGGGCGGCAGGACUAAAAAACACCAGAAGCUCACCCACUUCUUACCCAGACCGGUGGAGAUUGAAAAGAUCCCUCAGGAAUUCAGGGAUUUAUUCCAGUACAGGUGACCAGUGCUUACACUGGGAGAGCUGGUUAUUUCUGAAGGAACAGAGAUAAAAGACAAAAAUGAGGGGGCGGGGGAGGGAUAUUGCGGAUAUUUUGGACCUGGUACAGAACUGUUUACCCUCACCCCCCACCUGAGGUUACCACGUUUGCAUCAUCUGCGGCGGACUUCAGAGAGGAGAUAAAACUCUCUUAUAAAACCACUGUUAUCAUGGACAAAGGAGGCCCUCAUGACUGCCCAGCUGUGGCUGAAUCAGGAAAAUCAAAUCAGGUGCCAUGUUUUCUCUAUAAAUGCAUAACAGAGGUUCAUGUGUAGAUACCGAAGAGGCAAAAUGGGAGUGGUCGCUCUUGAUGGUUUUGGCCGGGACAAGGAACAGUCAAUGAGAAGUGACUUUUAGGAGCUAAGGACAUAAAUCCCUGCAUGAUGUCACAGUGUGCACACUGUUAUGGCAACAUUAAAUGUAAAGGAGAGGGAAGGAAAGCACAUUCCACAUAUACAGCAGAGACGUGCAAACUUUGUGCUACAUGUUUGUUAAGCGGUAGUUUGGGAUAUGUGACGAGAUUGUCUUUGAGUUGGCUACGAGCAAGUUUUGUUUCAAAUAAAAGACAAAGGAUGGGAA